Molecule: messenger RNA, 465 nt
Organism: Trichomonas vaginalis G3
Lineage: Eukaryota; Parabasalia; Trichomonadida; Trichomonadidae
Exons: 1
Source: RefSeq, a predicted model, not a curated record
UUGAAGUUCAGCAGCGAGAAAGAGUUUAAGAUACCAAGAAUGAGUCAUAGAGUACAACUUCUUUUGGGUGCAUACCAUAUGACAUUUCCUUUGAAAAGUGUUGACAAAACGAUUGAGAUGAAAUCUGUUCCAUACGUAUGUUAUGGUAAUUGUUUAUACAUUGAGUCUAAAAUAGCUAAUGUCACAGGCAUUUCAGGAGUUAAUAGUAAAGGUUCAGUAGAAUAUAAAUCCUUCUGUUAUGCAGUCAAUUCAAUGUUCAUUCCAAACGUUCCUGUCAUAGCAACUCAUUUAGGUAAAUGGGUUCGCAUUAGUCCUCAUAAUUUGAAAGACAUGCAAUUCAGACUUGUUGACUUUCAAGGAGAGCCUGUAGAACUGAAGGCACCAGUGCGAAUGACUGUUGAAGUUGACUUUUUAGAAAAUAUUAAAUGCAACAGCUUACAAGAGAACUCAGAGCUAAAAAUAUAA